AUGGUAUUUUCAAAGCUUGGGCACCAAAGCGACAAAAAGUCUGCUUCAAAUGGAGCCCUCGACCGUGUCUUCUCCGAUUCAUCAAAUGACGGGCUUGUUGAGCUACUAAUCGACAUUGAGUCACCUCCUUGUGUGCUCUAUGGGUCCGCAACAGAAUCAACGGGGGCACUUCUUAGUGGAUUACUGAAGCUGCGAGUGAGAAGUCGAAGUGAUCAUAUAUCACACAGCGAGCCCUUGACACCCACCACCUCUCACGGGCGUAAAAAAAAAAGCAGCUCUGGGCUGAACGCGCUCUCACAAACGCUUUCUAACCUUUCAUUAUCGAACUCUGCUAUGAGCCCAGUCACGUCGCCUAAGCCAAGCCGAACCUCUUCUAUGAUGUUUACAAAAGUAUCUGUUAAAUCCGUCUCGCUAUCGCUUGUUCAGAAGGUCCGUUACACGAAGCCAUUUGUUGCACAUUCUUCAUCUAUCCAGUCAUGCCUAAAUUGUCGAAUGAAACAAACUGAACUCGCAAGAUGGGAUAUAGUAAAAAAGGAAACGGAAAUACCUGUGGGAGAUCAUGCGUAUCCUUUUUCCCAUCUGAUCCCCGGAUCUGUCCCUGCCACUGUUUGCUUGGGCUCGGAAGCUCACACUGAAGUCAAAUAUGAAUUAGUUGGAGAAGCAACUUACAGGGCGGUACCUUCACAUAACUCUAGGGGAGAGAAAACCAGUACUGUUCAUUUGAAGCUGCCAAUUCCUGUAACCAGGAGCAUUUUAAGAGGACCCGACAAAAACUCAUUAAGAAUUUUCCCGCCCACAGACCUGACAGCAACUGUUGUGUUGCCCAACAUUGUUUAUCCCAAGUCCACUUUCACUUUAGAGCUUAAGCUUGAUGGUGUGUCUUCGGAAGGAAGGCGGUGGAGGAUGCGAAGGCUGAAUUGGAAGAUAGAAGAGAAGGGCCGGGUUAGAUUACAAGCUUGUGCAACACACAAAGGGAAGCUGAAGCAGCUUGAAAAGGAAGUCAAGGAAACAGAAACUGGAAAGAAGCCUAGCAAAGGAAAACCUCUAAAAAGAACACAUGAUGCAGCGCCUCAAGUAACUACAACAGUUUGCACUCUAGAAGAUGCGUUGUCCAUGACCAACGCGCCUGAGGAUCCAAAUGCUCCAGACGAAACAGAAACACAAGAAGAAACUAGUAACCGCAACCAAGGAGAAGACGAUGGCCUUAUCCAUCCAAGUGACUCUGCGAUGCGUCAAGCCAGAGUUGAGGAACAACAGCGUCUGAGGCAAGAAAUGUUGCAAAAAGAACUAUCGGAAGGGACAGCUCUUUUUACUGAGGAACUGCGCACUAUUGCACAUGGGGAAGUUAAAAAUGGCUGGAAAAGCGAUUUUACGGGAAGUGGCAAGAUUGAACUUGUCACAGAAGUAAAUUGUAUGGGACUCAAUUCAGGAGUCUCGAACCCCGUCAACAGAGCAUCAAGCUCAAAGCCUGUUCACGAUAAUGGCAGGCAGCAUGUUACUGUUGCCUGUGAUGUGGAAGAUCCUCACUUGGGCAUAUACGUACAACAUCUGCUAAUCCUUGAGAUAAUUGUUGCUGAGGAAGCUCUGCAAUAUGCCAACGGUCAGCCCCUUCAUACAGAACAUUCUCCAUUAACAAAAACAAGCUCCAAUGCCACUAAUCCGGACCAGAGACUCGCGGAGCUUUCACCAAUGCUUGCUGCCCGAAGCUCUGUUCCUCAAAACAUUAAUGACGAAGCACACCCAAACCAACCAGAACACGGUGCUCCAUCACCACAUAGCGCCUCAAGGCGAAACAGUAACUCUCGUAUUGUUGGGGUUCCCACGGGAGCUGCUCGCGUCUUGCGAAUGCAGUUUAGACUUAACAUUACCGAAAGGUCUGGCUUAGGAAUUUCUUGGGAUGAUGAGGUACCCCCAACAUACCAAGACGUCCGCUUGCUUUCGCCGCCAAGCUACAAUAAUGCGACAAGCGGUAGCAAUACCCCGUUAGUUCAUUCAGACAUGGAUCGCAACGAUUACUCAACGAGAACAAAUUUCAAUAGUGGAAGAAGCGAGUUUACAGAGCUAAGUCGUCCCCCUCAAGCCCAUGCCUAUGACAGCCCAUAUCAGUCUUUGUCGCCAGUGCAAUCACCGCAAUUGGAAAAUGUUGUGAGUAUUCAAGGGAAUGCCCAUCACACACAUUUGCUCACUCCUCAAAACACUCAAGAGGUUCACCUUCCAAGUCUUUCUGAAUUGCUGGAUACUGAUAGAAUUACUCAGUAA
Molecule: messenger RNA, 2259 nt
Organism: Lachancea thermotolerans CBS 6340
Lineage: Eukaryota; Fungi; Ascomycota; Saccharomycetes; Saccharomycetales; Saccharomycetaceae
Gene: LDB19
Product: Ldb19p
Exons: 1
Coding region: 1-2259 (752 amino acids)
Source: RefSeq, a predicted model, not a curated record